Cryptococcus amylolentus CBS 6039 is the source of this 894-nucleotide messenger RNA. RefSeq lists its product as hypothetical. Bases 1 to 894 code for a protein of 297 amino acids. Gene Ontology annotation, molecular function: transcription cis-regulatory region binding. The transcript has 2 exons. Gene Ontology annotation, biological process: regulation of DNA-templated transcription. NCBI's taxonomy places the organism in Eukaryota, Fungi, Basidiomycota, Tremellomycetes, Tremellales, Cryptococcaceae. The record is from RefSeq and is a predicted model, not a curated record. Gene Ontology annotation, cellular component: nucleus.
AUGCCUCAGUGUACGCGCUCAUCGUCCCGUGUCAGAUCAAAGCCAUCACCAUCCGCCUCCCUGCCUUCUCCAGCAGCCACCCGCACAUCUCCUCACGCCUCGAAGUAUAUCAACCUGCCUCGUGCCUCCUCGGAAUCGGCCAUCGCCUCUGUUUCUUCUCCGUCUCUCCUCAAACUUCCUCCGUCGCACACUUCCUUCCUGGCUGGCCUCCAGCCACCUGCCACCGCACCCUGGUCUUCUUCCGAGCCCGAAGCAUACCUCAAGUGGGUUCCUGCUUGGUGGCACGACGAGUCUCAUGCAGAGUACAAGCUCGCCGCGAUCGACAAGAAGAGCGAGAACGAGUGGGACUAUUUGGAAUCCGCCUGGCUGGACAAUUCGCGCAGCAAGUCACUUGGGAGGAGGCGCUUUACGACGCCGCAGCUGCAAUUGUUGGAAGUACAGUGGAGUUUGGAUACAUGUCCCGAAAAGGUCGAACGGCAGAGGUUGGCAAGAUAUAUGGGUACCAAGACCAAGCACGUCAACAUCUGGUUUCAAAACCGCCGGCAGUAUACCAAGAAAGCUCAGACUGAUGGCGAAGAUCCUCAGCCCGCCUAUCUUGCGGUAGAGGGUCUGGUUCAGCCUACAUCCGCAAUGAAGAGCAUCGUCCAGAUGAUUGUUGCUGGUCAGCUCCAUCACGACAAUUGCCUCUUGCUAUGGCAGCUGGCGACCUCACGACAGCUACGUCCAGGCCCGACCGCCCUGCCCGCCGAAAACUCCUUCGCCUGGCUUCAGCCGCUCCUACGCCCGAUCUCACAAUCGAUCUUGGUCUCUCCACGCCCGCCGUCAGCAAUAGUAGCCCCCUCUCUGCCAAACGCCGAAGCGCUCCCGGAACCUCGAAGAGACCAGUACGAAUGA